Alligator mississippiensis (American alligator) is the source of this 5011-nucleotide messenger RNA. It is a transcript of the gene RASA2, whose product is annotated as RAS p21 protein activator 2. The record is from RefSeq and is a predicted model, not a curated record. The transcript is spliced from 24 exons. Lineage: Eukaryota; Metazoa; Chordata; Crocodylia; Alligatoridae. Gene Ontology annotation, biological process: regulation of GTPase activity; intracellular signal transduction. Bases 8 to 2608 code for a protein of 866 amino acids.
CAGGCCAAUGAGCGGUCGGGACGGGCCGCCCCCGCCGGCACUGGCGCAGCAGGGUAGGGGCCGUAGAGCGAGGAGCAAGGCCGGAGCGGGAGUUGCCCCCCCUCGGCGCUGCGUAGGCGGCGGCGCGAUGGCGGCCGGGCAGGGCCGCGCCGCGGAGCUGCGGGUGUUCCGGAGCCUCCGCGGGAAGAUCUGUGAUGCCAAAAAUCUAGUGCCAUACUCUGGACCCAACAAAAUGAGAGAUUGUUUCUGUACCAUAAACUUAGAUCAAGAAGAAGUUUUUCGUACCCAGGUAGUAGAGAAAUCUUUAAGCCCCUAUUUUGGUGAAGAUUUUUACUUUGAGAUUCCAAGAAUAUUCCAAUGCUUAUCCUUCUAUAUUUAUGAUAAAAGUGUUUUACAGAAAGAUCUGCGUAUAGGGAAGGUGGCAAUCAAAAAAGAAGACUUGUGCAGAUAUACCGGCAAGGAGAAGUGGUAUUUGCUUCAACCUGUUGAUUCGAAUUCAGAAGUCCAGGGAAAAGUUCACCUUGAAUUCAGACUGAAUGAACUGAUAACCGAUAAUGGAUCUGUGUGCCAACAACUAGUAGUACAAAUAAAGGAAUGCCAUGGGUUGCCUCUUAUAAAUGGACAGAAUUGUGACCCUUAUGCAACUGUCUCUCUUGUGGGUCCUUCCAGGAAUGACCAAAAGAAGACAAAAGUAAAGAAGAAAACGAGUAAUCCACAGUUUAAUGAAACAUUUUAUUUUGAGGUAACCAGGUCCAGUAGUUAUACCAAAAAGUCCCAGUUUCAGGUGGAAGAAGAGGAUAUUGAGAAGCUGGAAGUCAGGGUUGAUUUAUGGAACAAUGGAAACCUAAUACAAGAUGUCUUUCUGGGAGAAAUUAAAGUUCCUGUUAAAGUGUUAAGAAAUGAUUCCUUCCAAGCAUGGUACUUAUUACAACCAAGAGAAAAUGGAAACAAGUCUUCUAAAACAGAUGAGCUGGGUUCACUUCGGCUAAAUAUUUGCUAUACUGAAGACUGCGUACUUCCAUCUGAGGAUUAUACUUCUUUAAGAAAUUUGCUGCUAAAAUCGCCAGAUGUUCAGCCAAUUUCUGCAUCUGCUGCCUGCAUCUUAGGUGAAGUGUGUCGAGAUAAAUAUGAUGUUGUUUUGCCUCUUGUAAGGUUGUUGCUGCACCACCAGAAGCUAGUUCCAUUUGUCACUGGAGUGGCAGAACUAGACUUGAAGGACACCCAAGAAGCAAACACAAUUUUUAGAGGAAACACUUUAGCUACUCGAUGUGUAGAUGAGAUGAUGAAAAUAGUGGGAAAGCACUACCUGAAAGUUACAUUAAAGCCUAUUUUGGAUGAGAUCUGUGAAUCCCCUAAGCCCUGUGAAAUUGAUCCCAUCAAACUGAGAGAAGGGGAUAAUGUAGAAAUUAACAAGGAGAAUCUACGCUACUAUGUAGACAAAGUAUUCAAUACUAUUGUACAGUCAAGUAUAAGUUGCCCUACCUUAAUGUGUGAUGUUUUUUAUGCUCUGAGACAUUUGGCUGCCAAUAGAUUUCCAAAUGACCCUCAUGUACAGUAUUCUGCAGUGAGCAGCUUUGUGUUUCUUCGUUUCUUUGCUGUAGCCGUAGUCUCACCUCAUACUUUUCAUUUACGACCUCACCAUCCAGAUGCACAGACUUCCAGAACAUUAACUCUUAUAUCAAAAACCAUCCAGACAUUGGGAAGCUGGGGCAGCUUGUCCAAAAGCAAAAUUUCAAGUUUCAAGGAGACAUUUAUGUGUGAAUUUUUCAAAACGUUUCAAGAAGAAAAGUUUACUGAGGCUGUUAAAAAGUUUUUAGAUGACGUUUCUUCUACUGAAAGUAGAGAGCCCAGUGGAAUGAGUGAAUCAGUAACUCUAAAAGAAGGAGAAAUGUAUAAAAGAGCUCAGGGAAGGACUCUGAUUGGAAAAAAAAAUUUCAAGAGACGAUGGUUCCACCUAACAAGUAAAGAACUUACUUACCAUAAGCAACAAGACAAAGACCCACUUUACAUCAUUCCAAUAAAAAAUAUCCUCGCUGUGGAGAAGCUUGAAGAGAGCUCCUUCAACAAGAAAAAUAUGUUCCAAGUGAUACAUGUAGAGAAGACACUCUAUAUCCAAGCAAAUAACUGUGUGGAGGCUAAUGAAUGGAGAGAAGCUCUCUGUAGGGUAACAAGGUGUAACCAGAGGAGACUGAGUGUUUACCAUCCCUCUGCUUUUCUGAAUGGAAGCUGGCUUUGCUGCAAGGCAACCCUGGAGAACACUGUGGGUUGCACUCCUUGCACAGCAGGUGUUCCAGCCGAUAUUCAAAUAGAAAUUGAUGGAGAUAGAGAAAUGGAGAGAAUUUACUCGCUCUUUGCCAUCAGCAUGCCUAAACUGCAAAAGAUGGAAGAGACUUGUGAAAGUACUGCAGUUUAUCAAGGUCCACAGAAAGAAUCUGAUGACUGCUCCAACUUCAACAUUGAGGACUCUGUAGCAACUUUCCAUACUCUUCAACAAAUAAUAGCCAUAGUAGAGAAGCUGAGAGAAUCACACGAAAAGUAUCAGAAGACGAGAUCAUCUAGUGCUAAAUAUGGUAGUGAAGAAAAUCCAAUUGUUGGAAAAGGUUCCUAACCAAAACAAGGGAUGGUUUAUAUAUUUCAGAAGGAACUGGAAAUACUAGAUGUUUGGGAUUUUUAUUCAUUGUAUAUACUUGUCUGAAGUAUUUAACAGUGAACAUUAGCAGAAAUGCUAUUUGUGUUGACAAUCUAUUUAAUAUUUAAUAGAGAAUAUAAUCUGUUUCGGAAUCUAAUCUUGAAGUUGAUUCUCAUUUUGCUCAAGUUGAAGCUCCAGGAUCUUGAACUAUCAGAUGCAAGUAAAUAUAAAUGCUUCUGCAGUUGCUUCUUUUUAUCAGAAAGAACUUUCUCAAAGAAUAAGCUUUCUAAGGGACAGUACAAAUGUCAAUUGAAGCAUCUCUUUCACUAUACUGCAAACUUGCAUUAGUCUGCCAUCAGUGCCUGCUCUGCCAACAAUUGAUCUUGCAAUGAAAAUCCCAAGCUAUUGUGACUUAAGCAUCUGAAGUUUCAGAUUCAGUGCAUGUCAGGACUCUUGAAUUAACUGCAGUCAAAGUUUUAUUAUGUCAUGCAGUACAUUGUAUACAUUCUGUGGACAGAAGAUACCAAUUUUGUUAUAUCUGUAUAAAAAUUGAAGAAGAAAUCAGGGAGUUUAUUAUUGUAUUGUACAUUUGUUUACAUUUUGGGGUGAGUAGUGUGUGGAGUGACAUGAGACCACUGUCUGUUUUCCCUCUUUAAAGAACCAGGUACUUUUUUGAUAUUUGAAAAAGCAGAUUAGCAAUCCUUGCCUACAAAUGAAAAGAAUGCAGAGGUUAAGAUUUUGGUUAGAUAUUGUUCAUAUCUUCUCCCCCUCCCCCCCCCUCCCCCGUUCAACUUCUUUCCACAAUAGAGCUCAAGCUCUCCUCUGAUAAUAUUAAAUCUGUUUUUGAAUAAUCACUCUGAGCACUUUAGAGAUCUGGACUGUCCCAGAUUUAUUUUUAGAUACUUUAUAGUAUCUACUCUUUAUGAUCAGUUGAAUGAUCAGUGCUGUUGUCUUAACAGUGCUUUAGUGAAUAUUUUUAUAUCUGAGUAUAUGGAUUUUCUAUUAUUUGCCAGAUCCCAGAAAAAAAUUGAACUGCAUUCUGGACUAUAGAGUAUUUGAUUCUUGUUCACUUCAUCUGAGAAUUUAUUUUUAUGCUGGAAAAAAUAUGGAUAUAACCAAUAGAAACAAGGUAGUGCUUUGGAGAAAAGAAAGCUAAGCCUUGCCUCAUCAGUAUUAUGGUACUAUUUUUAAAAAAUUAAAAACAUAUUUUCUACACAUGAAAUUUCAUUUUUCAAAAACUUUCUGGGGUGGGUUGGGUGUUUUUUCAGUCCUGAUUGGCCCUAAAUCAAUUAAAAAUGUAAGUUGUCAAAAGACAUAGAGCUACAAUGUUCAGAAAUUAUAAGCUGUUUGAAAUACUACAUGUUUAUAAUACUAUGGUAGGGUGGCUUUCUCCAAAGGCAAUCCAGUUGGCACCACAGGAGUGAAAUCAAUGUUGAACUGAAUGCAGUUCUCUGACUAGAACAAUCAUUUUGUUAAUAUUAAAACAACUGUUUGAGAUUAUCUGUAAUUUGGUACCAAUAUCUGCAACAUCAUAAUUUAUUGCUACUGGCCACUUUACCUAUCUACAACUAUUUUUGCAUUACUUUACUAUUUGUUGUAUUCAUAAAGGAGUACUUUUUGCCAUCAUUUGAAAUUAGGAAAAAUUAAACUUGUUGACAUUGGCUGCAUCUACACAAUAUGCUGACUGCACUAGGCUUACACUACUGCAUGGUCAGCAUCACGAAAAAGCCAUUUGUUGGUGCUACUGCGUAGUAAUGACUGCACAGUCAGAGUCUUGUGGAGAUGCAGCCACUCUAAUUCUUUCAAGGUCAACAGGACCUAGUUUAUUUGCCAUAAGAACAAGGUUUCCUAAAUUUGAGCAUCAGUAUUGGGUUUUGCUUUGUAUGGUGAGCAGUCUUGUUACAAAAUGUCUAUUUUUGAAGUAUAUUUCUGUCAUUCUUGAAGUCAAACAUAUGCAAAAUUGAAAGUUACGGUGUUGUAACUUUUUUUUUUUAAAUGCACUUUUUAUUUGCUUUGGUACUAGAUUAAAUAAAGGACAAGUAGGCCUCUUGAAAUCUAAGGCCUUUGAAAUUUGUCAUUUUAUAGUAUGGUUUAAAAUGCAGUAGGUUUUCUAGAAUUUAAUUUAGAGAUGAGUAGGUUGACUAAUAUUAAAGUUGCUUCCAGUUUGAUUAGCCUAGAAUGGAAAAAUUACUCAGUAAUUAGUUUUAUUUGGACUGUAAAUUAUCUUUUUUUUUUCGUGUAGUAUGCAUUUUGUGUAAGGAUGUAUUGUGGAAAAUGUAUUUUUAUUUAAAUUUUAUUUUCUUAUCAAGAUUAUUAAACUUUUUGUAAUGUUGCUUGUAAACAACUCGCAAAUAAAUUGCAAGAUACUUGAGGUGUACUGUG